Messenger RNA from Cyprinodon variegatus (sheepshead minnow), 1236 nucleotides. RefSeq lists its product as uncharacterized. The record is from RefSeq and is a predicted model, not a curated record. The transcript is spliced from 6 exons. Bases 1 to 1035 code for a protein of 344 amino acids. Lineage: Eukaryota; Metazoa; Chordata; Actinopteri; Cyprinodontiformes; Cyprinodontidae. Gene Ontology annotation, biological process: response to bacterium.
AUGACUCUGCUGUGGCUUAUACCAUUUCUUCUUCAUCAAGGAUAUACGUUAGUUCCUGUCAUCACAGUUCAGCUUGGAGAGCCUAUAACUUUGACUUGCCAUUUAACUGGAAAGGUUCAGGUUCACUGGUACAAGCAGAGUGUGGGAAAUACUCUACAACUAAUUGCAAAGGUGUAUCAAAGUGUGACUCCCAUCUAUGCACAGGGAUUUUCAGCAUCAAGAUUUGAAAUUACAUAUAAUGAAAACAAAAGCAACUUGAUCAUUUUGUCAACAGUUCAACAAGAUGAGGGGAUGUAUCACUGCGCUCAUAUGGACUGGACUCAAUCUACUUGGACUGGGACUUAUUUGACCUUGAGAGGAAACUCUCAGAAGACAUCAACCUACACUGUUGUUCAGGAGAAAUCCGUUUCUGAUCCCACUGGUCCAACAAACUUAGAGACUCUGCAGUGUUCAGUCCUGUCUUACUCUGAAAACAGAACCUGCUCAGGAGAACCUAGUGUGUUCUGGUUCAGAACCAGAUCAGAAACAUCCUAUCCAGACGUCAUCUACAUCGAUGAAAAAAGAAAUCAAAAUUGUGAAAAGCAAUCAAACAAUCAGAAGAAAUGUGGUUACAACUUCUCUAAGAACGUCAGCUCCUCUGAAGCAGACACCUAUUAUUGUGCUGUGGCUACAUGUGGAGAGAUAAUAUUUGGAAAUGGAACCAAGGUGGCGAAGAGCAAUCAAGAGAAAACAAGUGGUGAAAGGACUGUGUGGAUGAUCACUUUAAUCAGCUUGGCCAUUUCUGUGAUCUUCAAUAUUAUUUCUAUUUUUUACUGUUCUCAAAGAUCAGUCUGUACCCAAUGUAAAGAAAGUUUCUCUUCUGAAGCAAAUAGCAGGGACUUAAGCCAACCAAUAAAUGAGAGUGAAAAUAGACAGGAUCUAAAUUAUGCUGCAUUGUAUUUCUCUGGAGGGAAGGAGCAAAAAGGAAAGAAGAAAAGGGAAAUGAAGACCGAAGAAAGGAUAUAUUCAAAAGUGGUUUUCAAUAGUGAUAUUUAACAUAGGAAUAUGAUUGACAAGUCAAGUGAUACAUGUCAGUAUCAUAAAAUCUAGACUUAUGCUGAAUGCUGACAUUCUGAAUUAUAUAAUCACAGAUCAGUCUGUGCACAAAAAUAAUGUUUUGUAAAUAUGUAGCAAGGUUUACUGUUUUAACAGGAUAGUAUUGGUUGAAAGAAAUAUUUGUCUGUCUUGGAAAAUAAU